Adineta steineri is the source of this 357-nucleotide messenger RNA. NCBI's taxonomy places the organism in Eukaryota, Metazoa, Rotifera, Eurotatoria, Adinetida, Adinetidae. The record is from the annotation of a GenBank genome assembly.
AUGACGAUGAUUUAUGACAUAGAUGAUUAUGAAUAUGGUGAUUUUCUUUCAUAUCCGUAUGAACAUGGGCUAGGACACAUUGAGGAUGGGAAUAACGAAUUUAAAAAUGAUUUUGAUCUUAUGGUUGCAAUGGAUCUGUUGAUGGAUUCAUCGACAGAAUUCGACAUGUUUUGGAAUUCUGAUCAAUUAUCAGAAGAAGAAGUUUUUCUGAUAGUUGAUUAUCUCUGUUAUCAUCAAGAAGAUUUUGAUGAACUUCAGCAAUAUGCACUACAAAAUAUAGGACAAUAUAUCAUACCGAUGGAUACAAAUGACGAUGAUGACAUCAUGAUUAUCGAUGUAAUAAACUGUAUUGAUUGA